AACCCUCACAUUCCAAUAUCCUUUAUCUUGACGAUGAAGUUGCUUUCUGCCCCCGCCCCGCGGCCCCCGGGCCCCAUGGAGGCUGUGUGCACCGCCCCGAGGAACAGGAGUCGUGCAGAAGCGGGUACCGAGUCACGCCGGGCGACGCCGGGCGCUGACCUUUUCUUAUCGCCCGCCGCGCCAACGCUGAUGAAGUCGCCGCCUCCGGCAGACCUUUCCCGGCGGCCGCGUGGCCGAGACGUCCGAGCCACCGCGGGGCCGCCGGCCUGACCUUUCGGGGCCGAUCUGCGCGGGCGGAGUGAGGGCCGCUGGGUGGCGGGGAGGCGGGACCCGACCCCCCGGCGUGGACGCCUCCGGCCCAAACUCCGCCUGGGACAGCGGAGGGAUGGGUCUCGAGGCGUGGUCGUGACGUCACAGCGCCCCGACCGCCCGCUGACGUCACAGAGGGCCGUGCUGGCGUCGCCGCAUUCCGCCCGUGACGUCAGCGCGAGAGGGCAGAAACCGGCCCACGCCGAGGGAGGGACAACUUUAAAGGAAGAGAUCGUUCCUCUGGUGAGUUAUUUUAAGUACGUAGGGCCGGACUCUAACCUCGUAGGCGGGUCUGUGUGAUACGCAUGCGUACUGCCACCACCGCCAUCCCGCCGGAGAGCGCGGCAAACCUAUGAGUGGAUUGACAUCCUGGUAAUCGAACCAGAAGGCAGAUUUGACAACCUCAAUCCAAUCGCAGGCUCACAGAUCCCGCCCCUUUCUUCGUAGCCGGCUGCUUCCUGAGGGGAGUGACGGGCUCCGCAGCCUUUAAGGGUUCAGUUUCCUUUGAUGGACCUUCGUCCCGAGGAAUCCAAGUGCCAGGAAGUCGAGAGGGUGUUGAAGGGCGUGGCUCUCAGCCAAUCGUCUGCGAGCCAGACCAAGCGCCGUCCUAUCACUCCUCCAGGCACCGCCAAUCAGUCAGUGCCCCACCCCAGGCGCGUGACGUAGGUAGGGUGGGUAGCAACAGUUGCCCCGGUGAGGGAAACGGAGGCGCCAUAGCCACGGUAGUCGUGGCGACCAAGCAACCCGGCAACGCGAGUCAACAACAACAACCGCCCGGCCGACCCCCACCCCCACCCCCACGGCCCGGCCUGGGGACCCUGGCACGUCCCGUCCCCUUCCUAACAUCGCCUCUGAGACCUUGGAAAAGCCCUUCCGCCGACACGAGUGGGGAGAAGCCGAGGAAGAGAAGAAGAAAACACGCCUUAUUUAUUCGCAUUUCCCCACCGUUGGCAUGGCGACACAAGCAUACGUUCCCGAGCUACCAGCAGCCCCGCAGCCCCCCCAGGCCCCGCCCCAGCCACCACCGCCCCCCGCGGCCGCCCCGCCGCCCCCCGCGGCCGCUGCCCCCCAGCCCUCGUAUGUCACGGAGCUUCACAGCCCCCAGCCCCAGGCGCAGCCCCCGGGAGCCCCAAAGCAGUAUGUGACGGAGCUGCCCGCCACACCCGCGCCCCCGCCACCCGCUGGCGCACCCGCCCCGUCCCCUGUGCCCCCGCAGUACAUCGUGGUCACCGUCUCCGAAGGUGCCAUGCGGGCCAGCGAGACUGUGUCGGAGGCCAGCCCAGGCUCCACGGCCAGCCAGACCGGCGUCCCCACCCAAGUGGUUCAGCAGGUGCAGGGCACCCAGCAGCGGCUGCUGGUCCAGGCGAGCGUGCAGGCCAAGCCGGGACAUGCAUCACCCCUCCAGCUCACCAACAUCCAGGUGCCCCAGCAGACUCUCCCCACGCAGCGUCUGGUGGUGCAAAGCACGGCGCCUGGCAGCAAGGGCAGCCAGGUUGCGCUGACUGUGCACAGUACCCAGCAGGUGCACUCGCCCCCUGAGAGGUCACCAGUGCAGGCCAACAGCUCCACCAGCAAGACAGCCGGGGCCCCCGCAGGCACUGUGCCACAGCAGCUACAGGUCCACAGCGUCCAGCAGACCGUCCCCAUCACCCAGGAGAGGUCCGUGGUGCAGGCCACCCCGCAGGCGCCCAAAGCCGGCCCCGUGCAGCAGCUGACCGUGCAGAGCCUCCAGCCCGUCCACGUGGCUCAAGAGGUCCAGCAGCUCCAGCAGGUGCCUGUCUCCCACGUCUACUCCAGCCAGGUGCAGUACGUGGAAGGUGGCGACGCCAGCUACACAGCCAGUGCCAUACGCUCCAGUACAUACCCCUACCCCGAGACGACGCCCCUGUACACGCAGACGGCGGGCACCGGCUACUACGAGGCCGCGGGCACGGCGGCCCAGGUCAGCACGCCCGCCACCUCGCAGGCGGUGGCUAGCAGCGGCUCGGUGCCCAUGUACGUGCCGGGCAGCCCGGCGGUGGCCAGCUCCACCAGCAGCGGGGGCGCGGCCAGCAGCAACGGCGGCGGCGGCAGCGGCAGCUCGGGCGGCGGGGGCGGCGGGGGCGGUGGCGGCGGCGGCGGGGCCGGCACCUACGUGAUCCAGGGCGGCUUCAUGCUGGGCAGUGCCAGCCAGUCCUACUCCCACACCACCCGUGCCUCGCCAGCCACGGUACAGUGGCUGCUGGACAACUACGAAACGGCCGAGGGCGUGAGCCUGCCGCGGAGCACCCUCUACUGCCAUUACCUGCUGCACUGCCAGGAGCAGAAGCUGGAGCCGGUCAACGCAGCCUCCUUCGGCAAGCUCAUCCGCUCCGUCUUCAUGGGCCUGCGCACGCGCCGCCUGGGCACCAGGGGAAACUCCAAGUACCACUACUACGGGCUGCGAAUCAAGGCCAGCUCACCCCUCCUGAGGCUGAUGGAGGACCAGCAGCACAUGGCCAUGCGAGGCCAGCCCUUCUCCCAGAAGCAGAGGCUGAAGCCUGUGCAGAAGAUGGAGGGAAUGACCAACGGCGUGGCGGUGGGGCCGCAGCAGAGCGCAGGGCUGUCGGACAUCAGCGCCCAGGUGCAGCAGUACCAGCAGUUCCUGGAUGCCUCCCGGAGUCUCCCAGACUUCACAGAGCUGGACCUUCAGGGCAAAGUGCUGCCCGAGGGCGUGGGGCCUGGCGACAUCAAGGCCUUCCAGGUCCUGUACCGGGAGCACUGUGAGGCCAUCGUGGACGUCAUGGUGAACCUGCAGUUCACGCUGGUAGAGACACUAUGGAAGACCUUUUGGAGGUACAACCUGAGCCAGCCCAGCGAGGCACCAUCGCUGGCCGUGCAGGACGAGGCCGAGAAGCGGUUGCCCAAGGCCAGCCUGGUGCUCCUGUCCAAGUUCGAGCCUGUGCUCCACUGGACCAAGCACUGUGACCACCUGCUAUACCAGGGCCUGGUGGACGUCCUCAUCCCCGACGUGCUGCGCCCCAUCCCCAGUGCCUUGACCCAAGCCAUCCGCAACUUUGCCAAGAGCCUGGAGAGCUGGCUCACACAUGCCAUGGUGAACAUCCCUGAGGAGAUGCUGCGGGUGAAGGUGGCAGCGGCCGGCGCCUUCGCGCAGACACUGCGGCGCUACACGUCGCUCAAUCACCUGGCGCAGGCGGCGCGCGCCGUGCUGCAGAACACGGCGCAGAUCAACCAGAUGCUGAGCGACCUCAACCGUGUGGAUUUCGCCAAUGUGCAGGAGCAGGCCUCAUGGGUGUGCCGCUGCGAGGACCGCGUGGUGCAGCGCCUGGAGCAGGACUUCAAGGUGACACUGCAGCAGCAGAACUCGCUGGAGCAGUGGGCAGCCUGGCUGGACGGCGUGGUGAGCCAGGUGCUCAAGCCCUACCAGGGCAGCUCUGGCUUCCCGAAGGCCGCCAAGCUCUUCCUCCUCAAGUGGUCCUUCUACAGCUCCAUGGUGAUACGGGACCUGACCCUGCGCAGCGCCGCCAGCUUCGGCUCAUUCCACCUCAUCCGGCUGCUGUACGACGAGUACAUGUACUACCUGAUCGAGCACCGUGUGGCCCAGGCCAAGGGCGAGACCCCGAUCGCGGUCAUGGGCGAGUUCGCCAACUUGGCCACGUCGCUGAACCCCCUGGACCCAGAUAAAGACGACGAGGAGGAGGAGGAGGAGGAGAGCGAGGAUGAGCUGCCCCAGGACAUCUCGCUGGCAGCGGGCGGAGAGUCGCCGGCGCUGGGUCCCGAGGCGCUGGAGCCGCCGGCCAAGCUGCCGCGGACAGACGCGCGUGGCCUCUUCGUGGAGCCGCUGCCCUCCAGCUAAGGCCUUGGCCCCGCCCCUGCCCUCUGCCCGCCCCCCGCCCCCCAUGCCACGGCCCCUCAGCUUCCUCCACUGCGCCGCCACCCCCCUGCCACCGCUAGGGCAGGGAGCCGGAUGACAGCGAAGGCAUGGCCCCACAUGCGGGGUGUACACAAUCACUGGCCGCAGAACCCCAACACAAAAAGAUGUGCCUUAAGGCCCCCACCCCCCCCUCCCCGGGGCAGCAGGCACGCCCCCACCCCGUGGAACUGAUAACUUAUUCUGCUUGCUGGCUUUGCACGGCCUGCCCUGGCCCACCAUGCCCCGGGCAGGCGCAGGUGGGCGGGGGGGACCGCACCGCGGGACCCCCAGUCAGCAGCACCCCCGUCGCUUCCCCCUUCCUGGUCUAAGUGCAAUUAAAGCUGAGGGUGUCGCAUCUUGGCCGUGGCUGGGCCCCCGCCGCUGAGGACGGGGAGGGACAGGGCCUCCAGCUUCCAAAGAAAGCAGCAGCCGGGCUGGGGGUGCAGCCGGCGCCCGCCCUUCCGUGCCAUGCCGUGGACCCCUGAUUUUCUUAGUGGACUCGUGCCGCCUGUAAGCGGAGUCGGUAACUUGGUUUCCCUUCCCCCCUACCAUCAUGGCCUUAUCUGUUCUGGUUUUCUCAGUGUUUUCAACCUGUGAGAUAGAUGUUUAUGGCAAAAGAAACAAAAAAAAUCACACAAAAAAACCCUGACCUAUUGUAUAAAAUCACUAUUUUGUGUGCUGGCGUGCUGAGCUUGGCGGCCCGCGCCGCGCGUGUGCUAGUCUAGUGUGCAGGGCGGUUUUCUACCUUUUGUAGUCUUUCUUAAACAAUAAACUGCGCUGUCUA
Messenger RNA from Perognathus longimembris pacificus (Pacific pocket mouse), 4985 nucleotides. RefSeq names its product regulatory factor X1 (gene Rfx1). NCBI's taxonomy places the organism in Eukaryota, Metazoa, Chordata, Mammalia, Rodentia, Heteromyidae. Gene Ontology annotation, molecular function: DNA-binding transcription factor activity, RNA polymerase II-specific; RNA polymerase II cis-regulatory region sequence-specific DNA binding. The transcript has 21 exons. Gene Ontology annotation, biological process: regulation of transcription by RNA polymerase II. Gene Ontology annotation, cellular component: nucleus. The record is from RefSeq and is a predicted model, not a curated record. Bases 1262 to 4144 code for a protein of 960 amino acids.